CGCCCAGCCCGCGCGGUCGCCCUCGGAGUCAGGCCAGCCUCUGGGGCAGCGGCCUGCAGCCCGCGUCCGCCCGCGCCCUCCCGCCCGGCCCGGCCAUGGCGCUGCGCCGCCUCCUGCUACCGCCUCUGCUACUGUCGCUGCUGCUGUCGCUCUCGUCCCUGCACCUGCCGCCCGGCGCAGACGCUGCCCGCGGCCGCGCUGCUAACCGGACCCUAGGCGCGGGAGCCGUCGGGGGUCGACGUUCCGGAGGCGCCCUAGCCCGCGGUGGCCGCGAGCUGAACAGCACCGCCCGGGCGUCUGGCGUCCCGGAGGCGGGCAGCCGGCGGGGACAGUCCGCGGCAGCGGCGGCUGCGGCCAGCGCGGCCGUCACUUACGAGACGUGCUGGGGCUACUACGACGUGAGCGGCCAGUAUGACAAGGAGUUCGAGUGUAACAACAGCGAGAGCGGCUACCUGUACUGCUGCGGCACCUGCUACUAUCGCUUCUGCUGCAAGAAGCGCCACGAGAAGCUGGACCAGCGCCAGUGUACCAACUACCAAAGCCCGGUAUGGGUGCAGACGCCCAGCACCAAGGUGGUGUCGCCGGGGCCCGAGAACAAGUACGACCCGGAGAAGGACAAGACCAACUUCACCGUCUACAUCACCUGCGGGGUGAUCGCCUUUGUCAUCGUAGCGGGCGUCUUUGCCAAGGUCUCCUAUGACAAGGCCCACCGCCCCCCGCGAGAGAUGAACAUCCACAGGGCUCUGGCUGACAUACUAAGACAACAGGGACCAAUCCCCAUAGCACACUGUGAAAGAGAAACCAUCUCGGCCAUCGAUACCUCUCCCAAAGAGAACACACCGGUCCGAUCAACCUCGAAAAACCACUACACCCCUGUGCGCACGGCUAAGCAGACUCCAGGGCAUUAUGGGAAGGAUGCUUACCGAAGUGGAGGACCAGAUCUCCAUAACUUCAUCUCAUCUGGAUUUGUCACGUUAGGAAGAGGACACACGAAGGGUGAUCGUCAGUUUAACCAUCCGAUCUUAAGCAGUGCUACCCAGACCCCUACGCACGAGAAGCCACGGAUGAACAACAUCCUGACGUCGGCCACCGAACCCUAUGAUCUCUCCUUCUCACGUUCUUUCCAGAACUUAGCCCACUUGCCUCCGUCAUAUGAAUCUGCCGUGAAGACCAAUCCAAGCAAGUACUCGUCUCUCAAGAGGCUAACUGACAAGGAAGCUGAUGAGUAUUACAUGAGGCGGAGGCACCUUCCAGACCUCGCAGCCCGUGGCACCCUCCCCCUCAACGUCAUCCAGAUGUCUCAACAGAAGCCGCUGCCUAGAGAACGGCCACGUAGGCCCAUCAGGGCCAUGUCCCAGGACAGGGUCCUGUCCCCACGGCGGGGCUUGCCUGAUGAAUUUGGCAUGCCCUAUGAUCGAAUCUUGUCUGAUGAACAGCUGCUCUCGACAGAGCGCCUGCACUCCCAGGACCCGUUGCUGUCCCCAGAGCGGACGGCCUUCCCAGAGCAAUCGCUGUCGCGGGCCAUCUCGCACACGGACGUCUUUGUGUCCACGCCAGUGCUGGACCGCUACCGUAUGACCAAGAUGCACUCCCAUCCCAGUGCCUCCAAUAACUCCUAUGCCACCCUGGGCCAGAGCCAGACGGCAGCCAAGCGCCAUGCCUUUGCCUCCCGCAGACACAACACGGUGGAGCAACUGCACUAUAUCCCGGGCCAUCACACCUGCUACACAGCCAGCAAGACCGAAGUGACCGUGUGACCGGCAGCGUGGCCGGGCUGCUUGGCAGAGCGAGGGCAGGACAGAGCAGAGCAGGGCAGGGAUGAGGAGCACAGAGUCCAGCCUUGCUCUCCUCCCUUCCCCUCCCCAGUUUCCCCUAUUGGAACUGGAGGUGGGCUGCCUUUGUCCAGAAAGCCAUACCCCUAGGGACAUGGCGCCAAAUGCCUGGUCCAACAAGCACAGACCCAGGCUACAGAGCUCUUUCUCUCCCAGUAGAACCCUCCCCCAAGCGAAUGAGAAGAGUGGUAAGGCUCCAGUCUUUCCUACCACCUGCGCCACUCCUUCAGUCCCCGCCCCCGCCCUCACCCCUUCCAGGAGACCCAACCGAAGGUUCUCCCAGCCAGUGGACCCUCCCCGUGAAGGUAAUCCGAAGCUGCCUGAGUUUGAACAGCCAGCCGGCCAGCCAGCGGGUGCAGUCAGUGGGCUGACCGAAUAGACUACUCGGUCUCCUUCCUGUAUCUAGAACCGCAUCACAGAAAUCUCUUAGUGCCUAAAAACUGCCUGCUCGCUCUCAGCCAGAGAGCUGCUGUGUUCAUAAGCACAAAAUGAUUCUCUUCUGCCUGCUGGAACUCUGGUCUCUACCGAGCGGCCCCUCCCUCGCUGAGCCCUGCAGCCCCCAAAACAGGAAGGGUCCUCUUCCUUUAGCUGCUUGGUUGCCCCUGCCUCUGUACUGUGGGGGCUGUGCUCUCCCAGCCUUCACUGUUUCUCCUCAAACCUCCCUGGGGCUUUAGCUCUUGCCCCCCAGAGAGGAGUAGCGAUGGGUUGCCAGGACUUUAGAAGUGCCUUGGCAGCCAUCGGAUCGUCUCCCCACUCCCUCCAGGCCACUGGGUCUGAACUAGGACCUCCUCUCAGGCCUGCCUUCCUUCACCCGAGCUCUGCUCCCAGGAGGCCCCUGCAGUAGGCAGAGAGCUAGGGUGGGGAGGGCCACUGUGAUGCCCAGGAUCUCAGGGGCUCACCAUUCCCAUUUUCUAGGGCUCUGUCUGUCCCCACCCAUGAGCCUCAGGCAGGAUGGAGGAAGAAGUUUCCAGACAGAAGAAGCUUAGCCCUUGAACAGGCAGGAGCUCUCUGACGUGGUCAUGCCGGAUCCUGUGCACGCCUUUCCACCAUUUUGGCCCACUCCACAGCCUUUUUCUGUUUAGAACUCAUUCUCUCUUCCUGUGUUCCCUCUCCCACCUACCUCCCCACCUCACCCCCUGCAGCUCUGUUACUUUCCUCAAACCAGUGGAUCCAAGGAAUCAAGACCCAUUGACAGAUGCAAAUGAAUAAUGGUGUCCCGGGAUGUUGUUCUGGGGCCACAUCAACCCCUCCUCCUUGUAGGGGCACUUGGGCACAUGGUAGGGGCACCUGGCAGCUCCACUGCCAGCCCACCUCAGCCCCCUCUUUGCCUCUAAUCUGAAGGUGGACAAUGUGUGACCAACUACUGGGAAACUAUAAAUGAGAGCAACCCCGCUCCCCCAAGAUUAGGAGGAAUCCGCCCCCCCCCCAAAGGGCCAGGGUAUCUUUCUGGUCUGGGACUGGGGAGAAUCGGCCCAAGACCCCUUAGGUGGAGUGACCUAAGAAACGGAACUAUCACUUACCGGACUCCAACAACAAUGUCCUAAAGUCAGAUUUUAUGUGCCCUCAGUUCUGCAUGGAUAUGGCCCUUAAAAAGCAAGGUGGUAAGAAAUUUGUAUCUGUCCUGGUCAUUUUUAAUCUAGCCAAGUCUACUUCUUCUUCAUGAAGAAGUCCGUGGGCUGCUUCCCCUCGCUGCUUUGAAGAGCUGCAAGCUCUCCUAUACCCUUCUUCAGAACCCAGAAGGAUGGAAGCUGGAGUUUCCAAAGGCAGGCCUUAGCCUCCCCACUGCCUGGGUAUCCCUGGGACCAUGGGGCCAGGAGUUCCUUGGUCCCUGCUUUUCCUAAGGGCUGGUUCCCAUGGGUCUAUGAGUUUUGGUUGCAGAAGGUAAGGCUCAAGGGAAGAGAAGAGCUCAAUCCAAACAGAGAGUGGCUCCCUUCCAGAAGCAAAGGCAUGUCCCACUGGCUCCAGCCCAGCCCCCUGUAACUCUCUGACCCUUAGCUAACCCCUUUAAAGGCUGUGUGCUACUGGGGAGGAGAAAGGUUGAGAUUGUGGUAGGCGAGAAUCCCCUCCCAGGUGUCUGGACAUCCCCUGGAGAAUCUUCAGAUGGCUAUUUAAUUCUCUACACCUUGGGGAACAAAAUCUUACCCCAGGCUCUUUCCCCACCUUGGCGCUGGCAAAAGCGUCUGUCUGUCUGUCUAGCUUCCUCUCUGUCUGUCUGUCUGUCUGUCUGUCUGUCUGUCUGUCUCAGGGGUUGUCUUAUCAAACUUAUUAGUUGAUUUCAAAUUAUUUCUCUUCCCUGCCUUACCAUCUUCUGGUAUAAAAUACCUGGCAUCGGUUAUGUCAGAAUGCUUGCUUCUCCCAAAGGAUUUUUCUUCGGCUUCAUCCUCAAAAGGAGAGGCAUAAUAACAGAGACAGAAGUCUAUAGACUAGUCUGAUCCAGUUCCCUACUCCAAACUCCGGAAAACUGUGUCUUAACUGCAACAUGGAAAUACACGAUCCCUCCUCCAGUUUUGCAUGACUCAUUUAAAUUACCUGUAGCCAACCAUGAUCCAGAAAUAUUAACAUUUGUCUUAACUCUUUUGAGAGUCCACAAUCACACAGCAUUUAUUAUGGUAUAUUCUUAUAACUUGUCCUAUUUUUCUGUCAAUCUCUUCCUGUGCCUAAUUUACAAAUUAAACCUUAUUGUAUGUGUAUGUAUAUGAAGAAAACAUAAUACACAUAGAGAGUCUUGUACUGUGUGGUUUCAGGCACCCACACCUUGUAUCCUUCGGUGACAAGGGAAAACCACUAGAUCCCAUCAACUCACCCAUCACUCCAGAACCAGCUAGCUAUUUGGCUAUAUGAACUCACUUGAGAGUGUCUGGGGCUGGAACCCAGAUGUCACGGCUUCUAGCCCAAGCAGGCUGGUGUUCUCUGUGACACAUAGAAGGGCCAUGGCUCCCUCAUGAUAAACACUCAUAUCCCAAGCAAAGGAAACUCAAGAUUUCCCUCUGUCUGCUUUGUUUCUUCGUGCAUGUCUCCACGGCCCUGGACUAGGUGUGUCCAGGUCUUACUUGCCCCAAGUGUUCUUCCUGAAGGCUUCUUACCACCCCUAUCCUUCCAGCAUUCCUUUCUCACUUCCUCCAGUGAACUCAUGACUCCAUCUGUUCGUGAGCCACAAAAGCUUGCCAAUAAUUCCUUAACCUCCUAACUGGACUUUGAUCGUCAGAGUUCCCCCCAGUGUCUUAGGCAAUGUGUUUCCUUUAAGAAGCUCCAGUUCUUUCCCCAGCUAAAAUCUCUCCCUUUCUUUCCACUUUCACUCUUAGCCUUCUGUACCAGUUUCCUCUGGCCUUCCCCGUUUCCCUGUCCACUCAUCGACCUUCCUCCAGUCCUAGUUUCUUUCGCCUGGACCUGCCGAAGUCUCUAGUUUUGAGAAUUGGAGUUCUUGAUGUAAAGUGUGGAGGAUUCUGACAUUCUCUGAGUUCUUCAUUUGCUUCGUUGGCUUGUUACACUCACUCACGUGGGAAGUGAUACCCCAGGUGUGAAGCCAUGGGGCCCACCCCAUCCCUCUGAUCUCCGAAAGGGAAGGGAGAGAGCUGCCUGAUCAGAGGUACCAUGGCCAAAAGAUCAGCUUUGAUUCCUGCAGCUACCAGAUUCAAGAAGCUCUUGACUCAGACUGCUGCUCGUCCAGAGUCUUCUGCGCUGGCCAAAGAUCCAUCCCCUUUGAUGCCUGUAGCUCUUGCUUCUGUUCCAACACCCUUCUUCUAGUGAACAUCACAGCUUUCCCUUCAUCCAAAGACAUGACUCGUAAGUCUCCAAGGAUGGAGGAGCAGUCAUCCCAACAUCUCUGCCACCAAACUCAACCCAUUGCCUUUGGAGAGCUCUUAGCUGUCACCUGCUUCAUCUCUCAUUCCUUCCACAGAUGUCUGUGGACUGGACCCAGUAUCAUAGUUUGAAAGGGCUGCCCAUGACUUGGGCCCUAGAAGGCGCCUACUCUGAGAGGAGCCGGCACUUUAGCUCCCACACACAUCCCCCUGCCAUCCUUUCUGAAUCUGAGGAACUGUGAAAUGUUUCCAGGAGGCUUGCUGUGCUUUAACGAAGUAUUUUCAGGACGUAGGAGUUAUUUUUAUAAGUGAUGCAUUUUGAUGCUGGGUUUAACAUGAAAGACAAAUCUUUCUGAUCCCUCUCUUUGAUUUUGGAAAGUGGCAUAUGAGAGAGAGAGAGAGAAAGAGAGAGAGAGAGAGAGAGAGAGAGAGAGAGAGAGAGAGAGAGAGAGAGAGAGAGAGAGAGAGGAUUGAGGCUCCAGAAACAUGGCUUCUAGGUCUGGCUUUUGUCUCCAUCUUGCCCUGUAACUAAUGGGCAAGUCACAUUCCAGUUCAGUGCCUCAGUUUACCCACCAAUAAAAUGAGGGGUUUUGACUAGAUGAGCCCCCAAAGUUUCAUUCAGCUCUAGGGUUUUCAUUCUCCACCCUUUCCCUUUUCUACAUUCAUCCCCACUUCAACUGAGCUGCACCCAUCACACUCUGCCUGCCCUGUGGCAGCAUCCUCAGAAGCCCUAGACGGCCACCAGACUCCUCGCCAGAUGCUGGGUGGAAGGAACCAAUGGGCUCAGCCACACAUGGAUACUCUUGUUUCUGAAAGUUAAGGCCUGACGACUCAACAGGUUGCUAACUGUGUGUCUCAGAAGCCUCUCAUGUAAACAUCCCUAAACCACCUGGGUGUCUGUUGCUGCGAAAUUCUGAGUUUGGAGUUUUCGUUUUUGAUGUCCUUAUAGCUGGAGGGAGGUAACUCUGCUUUCAGAGAGGGGACAGGCUGAAAGAAAAGGGUCUAGAUGUCUGAUCUGGGCACAGAGUUCAUAUUUAAGGUCAGAUGAGAUAUUCGUUUCAUGUCUCAAAGGAGCACACUUGGCAGAGGCUCUGUGUGACAAGGGGUGCCAUUAUAUCCCAUGCCACAGCAUGCAUCCUGAAGACCACGUCAGGAUGCUGAAACUCCAUCCCAACUGGAGAGGACCAGGCAUCACCACCUGGGCUGCUGGGAGACAGGUUCUCACCCCAUCCCAGUAUCUUUGUGGCCCCUCUUUGUGAUACUGUCCUCCUCCCCAUGAAGGCUUGUGAAGCACCAAUGGAAAUUCCAAGUCCCAGUCGUCUAACCCGUCUUGUAAAUCGCAAACACAUUAACCUUCCAUCAUUCAGAAAAAUAAUGCUGUGUGUUUGCUUGACAGCCUCCCUCAUGUGGGAGGAGAAGACCCUGCUCAGCUCUGCUGCCAGCCCUCCGACGACCCUCAAAUGCCACUCCAUCAAGAGGACCCAUUCAUUUGCUUCGUAGUGGCCAAAGACAUCUCUAGUCCUGUAAACUCAACUAGACAUUUUGUAGUAAGGAAUUCUUGAAGUUCUCUAAUAAAAGGCAAUUCUUACUGUAACAUUUUUAGUUGGGGACACAAUUUCCUAAGGGGGGGAGGUUAAGGAACAUUUUUACUCGUUAGCUGGAUUUAUGGAUUCUAUGUUUAUUAUAUGGAAGCAUUAUGAAAAGUACCUUUCUAUCCAUACCUCUGCAGUUUCUCCAUCACUCACAUGGACCCUUCCCAAUGAGCAGUGCCCCCAUGACUGCUUCUGUACAAAUCUCAUCAUUCUCCUUCGCUGUCAAAGCACACCCUCCAUGUACUGUACACAGAGAUUGCUUUAGUGAGAUUUAGUCUUAAGGAUUUUUUUUCCACUUUUGUCAGUAACCAAUAUUUAUGGAUCAAAAGAAUAAAGGUGUUUCAACAUAA
Molecule: messenger RNA, 7574 nt
Organism: Microtus ochrogaster (prairie vole)
Lineage: Eukaryota; Metazoa; Chordata; Mammalia; Rodentia; Cricetidae
Gene: Shisa6
Product: shisa family member 6
Biological process (GO): regulation of short-term neuronal synaptic plasticity; regulation of AMPA receptor activity
Cellular component (GO): postsynaptic density; AMPA glutamate receptor complex; postsynaptic membrane
Source: RefSeq, a predicted model, not a curated record